AUGGGCUCACACUCGAAAGCGAUACCUCCCUCCGAUAAACCUUGCACCUCUAUUCCCCCUAAUCUCCUCCCGUCGGCGCCUGCAUCUCCUCCGACCCCGGCUCCCAGUCCUACUCCCCACCAGCGACUACCCUCUUGGCGAGCGCCUGAACAGGAAGAGGAUGCGUUGCUUUUGAACACCAAGUUUUUCGAGUCUUUGUCCGGGCCUCGAAGGCAACAGUACUUGGAAGCUAUCCUUAGUCUAUGCAGCAGCCAGCAACUUAGUUUUGUCUCGAGCUAUGUCGCUCCCCGCCUACGAAAAGAUCCGUUUCGCGUCUUUCCAACGGAGAUAUCUUUAAGAGUUCUCUCCUUUGUUGAGGACCCAAAGACUUUGGCGCGAGCAUCACAAGUAUCGAAACGAUGGCACGCACUGUUGGAGGACGAUAUCACCUGGAAGAAUCUCUGCGAGAAACAUGCGUUCACCCAUCGGCGACCUGCAGAAGAUAAUCAGGAUAUCAUUGAGUCCAUUCAUAACCACCGCACGAACUCCUUGAGCGGGCUACAAAGGAGACCUAAUAGUGCCACGAUUCAGUCCCGGGAUGGUUUUGCAGAUAUCCCUCGGUCGUUAUCUGGAGAUUGGAUUGCAUCUUCGAGCAUACAGACGAGGAAACGUCGAGUUCGGCCUCUUUCUUACAAAUACCAUUUCAAACAGAAAUAUAUGAUUGAAUCGGCGUGGAGUAAGGGCGGCAGAUGCACCCAGCGACAUAUCUCGCCCGACCAGGGCGUAGUAACAAGUCUGCAUCUUACUCCCAAAUACAUCGUGGCUUCGCUGGACAAUGCUAAAAUCCAUGUGUAUGACACCAACGGAGAAAACCAGAAAACACUCGAAGGACAUGUGAUGGGCGUUUGGGCUAUGGUUCCCUGGGACAACAUUCUGGUCAGCGGUGGUUGUGACCGGGAAGUGAGAGUAUGGAACAUGGCCACCGGCGAAUCGAUCUAUCUACUACGCGGCCAUACGUCGACAGUGCGUUGCCUGAAAAUGUCAGAUAAGAACACGGCCAUUUCCGGCUCGAGAGAUACUACGCUGCGGAUAUGGGAUCUGAGGACAGGUACGUGCCGCUCUGUUCUGGUUGGUCACCAGGCCAGUGUCAGGUGUCUGGCUGUUCACGGAGAUAUCGUUGUUUCUGGAAGCUAUGAUACCACAGCGCGCGUUUGGAGCAUAUCGGAGGGGCGUUUUCUGCGAGCACUAUCUGGUCAUUUUAGUCAAAUCUAUGCGAUUGCCUUUGAUGGCCGCCGUAUCGCGACUGGCAGUCUUGACACCAGCGUUCGAAUCUGGGACCCAAAUACUGGCCAGUGUCAUGCUAUCCUCCAGGGUCAUACGUCGUUGGUUGGGCAACUGCAGAUGAGCGGCGAUACUUUGGUCACCGGUGGCUCUGAUGGGUCGGUCCGCGUUUGGUCAUUGACUAGAAUGGCUCCCAUUCAUCGGUUGGCGGCCCAUGACAACAGCGUGACGAGUCUUCAGUUCGACAAUAACCGGAUAGUCAGUGGUGGUAGCGACGGCCGCGUCAAAGUCUGGUGUCUGCGGACCGGACAGCUUCUUCGGGAGUUGUCGACACCCUCGGAUACGGUUUGGAGAGUUACGUUCGAGGAGGAAAAGGCAGUCAUAAUGUCGAGUAGAUCCGGUCGUACUGUUAUGGAAGUCUGGAGUUUCUCACCACCUCCAGAAGACACUGAGUUUGACGCAGCAACAAUCGGCGCUUCGUCUAGUAUAUCUGAACCACCACCGGUUCGCGAUAGUCACCCAAUACGACCACUCGUACUUCCGGAUCUUCCGCAAAGAAGCGAUGGCGACCAAGUAAUGGUGGAUGUUCCACCAUAAACUGUGGAGUGCUUCAACACGACAAACUAGCGUCUUCUUAAUUUGCACCUUCAGCGUUGUUGCUUCGGUUUGCUGCUUCUAACGAGAUUCCCCGCACCGCCGGCGUGCAGGAUUGGUCACAUAUUCACUGGUUAGCAUUUGCAUUCUGGGUGUUUAGGUUCAUGCUGCAAUGUUUUCUGUCUAUGGACUUCGUGGAGUUAGAUAGGGAAUGGCUGCCAUACUGGCUUGAUACCAGCUGGAAUCUUAUGCGGAAAUUGUACUCAUUUU
Aspergillus nidulans FGSC A4 is the source of this 2124-nucleotide messenger RNA. Its product is annotated as F-box/WD repeat-containing protein. The transcript has 3 exons. Bases 1 to 1857 code for a protein of 618 amino acids. Gene Ontology annotation, cellular component: cytoplasm. The record is from RefSeq and is a predicted model, not a curated record. Lineage: Eukaryota; Fungi; Ascomycota; Eurotiomycetes; Eurotiales; Aspergillaceae.